Messenger RNA from Cercopithifilaria johnstoni, 1755 nucleotides. NCBI's taxonomy places the organism in Eukaryota, Metazoa, Nematoda, Chromadorea, Rhabditida, Onchocercidae. The record is from the annotation of a GenBank genome assembly.
AUGGCCGAAAGUGAAGCAGAAAGGAUGGAAAAAUCUGGAGAAUCAUCACAAAUUCAGCAAGAUGUCGAAUCUGGCGAAUCAUCACAAAUUCAGCAAGAUGUCGAAUCUGGCGAAUCAUCACAAAUUCAACAAGAUAUCGAAUCUGAAGAAUCAUCACAAAUUCAACGAGUCGUCGAAUCUGAAGAAUCAUCACAAAUUCAACAAGAUGUCGUCGAAUCUGAAGAAUCAUCACAAAUUCAGCUAGAUGUCAUCGAAUCUGGAGAAUCAUCACAAAUUCAACAAGCUGACGACGAAUCUGAAGAAUCACCAGAAGUUGUCGAAGAAGCUCCUUGGCCAGCAAAUAAGGAAGGGUAUAGGUUGGACGAAAUAAUUGGAAGUGGUGCAACAUCUACCAUUUAUAGGGCUUUUUGCAUGGAACGAGGAACGAUAUGUGCGAUCAAACGUGUUGAUAUUGAAAAACAUAAUUUAACGCAAUUGGGAAAUGAAAUUAAAAAUUUAAUGGCAUGUAGACAUGCUAAUAUUGUCAGUUAUUAUACAUCAUUUCAAUUGGGGAAAACUAUGUGGAUAGUAAUGCGAUUGCUUGAUUGUGGAAGUUUACGUCUAAUUAUUGAUCGUCAAAUUAAAGCGAUGGGUGGCCGUUAUGAGCUUAACAAAGGUGUACUAUCUCAACCUGUAAUUGCUACAGUACUAAAAGAAGUUUUACUUGCAUUAGAUUAUAUUCAUCGUAGUCAACUUGUUCAUGGCGACAUUAAGGCUGCAAAUAUAUUACUAUCAUCAGAAGGAGAUGUUCAACUUGCCGAUUUUGGUCCUUCGAUUUGGUUAGAAUCUGAAGAGAGAACAAGGAAAAGUAUGCCAGGAACAUUAUGUUAUUUGGCACCUGAAUUAGCUAUUUCAGAAAUGGAUUAUUCAAAGAAGCCAUUCGUUCAUACAUUUACUCUUGAUAUAUGGAGUUUAGGCAUAACAGCAAUGGAAAUGGCCACCGGAUAUCCACCAUAUCAUAACAAAAUUGCUACAUUGACAUUAAAAUUGAUACGAGAAAGUGAUCCACCAAGCUUAGAGAUGUAUGAAUUAUGUGAUUAUCGUGAAUACGGAAGACAAUAUCGUCAUUUUCUUUCAUUAUGUUUAAAGAAAAAUGCAAAGCAACGAUGGUCAGCAAGAAAACUUCUCACUCAUCCAUUUAUUGCUGGUAAAGCUAAAAGUGCUGAAUUUCUUGCUGAUACAUUACUACGUAUUAUACAAUCUGCUGAACCAUCAACUAGUGCUGAACAAAAUUCAACCAGACAACUUCCACCAAUUAUUGAUAUUGAUGAUAAUGUGGAAAUCGAGCAACCCAAUGUCGAUUGGGAUUUUGAUGUUGAAGAAGAACGUCCGGUCAAUCGUAUAAACAAAACGCAUAUUCAAAUACCACCAACAAUUCCGCCAAGUGCAGAAAUAUCGAUGUAUGUAAACAUCAUUGAAUGCAUAGAAAACCAAGCUAGAUCUGAAAGGCUUUUAAUGGCGGAAGAAUUAUUUCACAGUUGUAAAUAUUCAAUCGAAGAUCAAGUAUUCCAACUCGUUGAAAAGCGAAAAUUGGAAGCCAGACUUAUGGUAACUGUUGUGGCAAACUUAAGCAAAGUUGUUACCGCUGCACAACAUCAGGAUAUCGAAGGCAAAUAUUUCGCGUUUAUUAUUGAAAAACGCAAAGCACUCGUAACUGUUCUAGAAAUUUCCAUCAAUAUUUGGCGUUAUAUUACAGACCAUAGAGUACCGCACUAG